This is a messenger RNA of Symbiodinium sp. CCMP2456, 307 nucleotides long. NCBI's taxonomy places the organism in Eukaryota, Dinophyceae, Suessiales, Symbiodiniaceae. The record is from the annotation of a GenBank genome assembly.
AUGGGAAGCUUCGACAGGUUGAAGAAGUACAACGGGAGGGAGAAGGAGAAGGACAAGGAGAAGGAGAAGCCGCCAAAGACUGAAGCCGAACUAGAAGAGGAACGGAAGCGCAAGGAGCAGGAGGAGAAGGAGGAGGAGGAGCUGGAGAAAGCUUGUGAGAAGUGGUGCGGUGUGAUCUGCAAGAUUCUGAUUCUAGUUCCUAUCGUGGUGACCUACAUCCUCUUGCCCCUCAGGGAGCUGGCUCUUCGACCGGUGAUGUACACGGAGACCCGGAACCUGCUGAACAAGCGGGCGGUCGUCACCGGAG